AUGGUAAACAUUGUAAAGUCACGACCCAUGAAAAGUCGCAUAUUUGCAGCUUUGUGUGAGGAGAUGGGAGCAAAGCAUAAAACCUUGAUGUUUCAUACGGAGGUCCGGUGGUUGUCGCGUGGCAAGGUCUUGGUUCGUGUGUAUGAGCUGCGGGAGGAACUUAAAGUGUUUCUGACAAAUGAGGGGUCAGAUUACGCAAAGCAACUUGCAAGUGAUGAGUGGUGUGCAAGGCUGGCAUACCUGGCAGAUAUAUUUCAUCAUCUGAAUGAAUUGAACACCCGAAUGCAAGGCCGAAAUGAAAACCUGCUUACAAGUACAGAUAAAAUAAAUGGAUUCCGUUCAAAGGUGCAACUCUGGCAUCAACACGUGAAAAGUGGCAAUCUUGAAAUGUUCACACUCACCAUGCAAUGGCAAGGUGUUCACACUGCUGCACUGUUCUCCACUGAAUGCCUUGACUGGGUUAAGGACCCUUAUAGCUCAGCAUCAGUUGUUGGAAAGGAAAUGACUUUACAGGAGCAGGAGGAACUAAUUGAACUGAGACAAAAUCGUGCUUGCAAGCUAAGAUUUGCUGAUCUACCUUUGGACAGUUUUUGGUUGGAUACUGCCAAGGAGUUCCCCCUUCUGGCAAACAAAGCUAUUUUGACAUUGCUCCCUUUUUCCACUACAUAUCUGUGUGAGAUUAGCUUUUCAAGCAUGAUUGCUAUGAAAACCAAAUACAGAGAGAGACUGAGAACUGUUGACGAAGAGCUACGUGUGUGUCUUUCUUCGAUUCCAGCCCCAGAAUAUCAGCUUUGUGUUCAGCCAAACAGGCCCAGGUUCCGCACUGAAAGUAUUUUAUAA
Molecule: messenger RNA, 840 nt
Organism: Stegodyphus dumicola
Lineage: Eukaryota; Metazoa; Arthropoda; Arachnida; Araneae; Eresidae
Product: zinc finger BED domain-containing protein 5-like
Source: RefSeq, a predicted model, not a curated record